This is a messenger RNA of Symbiodinium sp. CCMP2592, 5769 nucleotides long. NCBI's taxonomy places the organism in Eukaryota, Dinophyceae, Suessiales, Symbiodiniaceae. The record is from the annotation of a GenBank genome assembly.
AUGUUGUUGCGACAAGUGCCGAACCGCAACGGCUAUGAGACUUGGCGGCAGCUGGUCAACAUCUACGCACCGCGAUCGAAAGUGCGAGGACUUGCACUGCUGAAUGCCAUCAUGUCAUUUCCCCCGUUUGUGAAAAGCAAAACGACCAGGGAGCAGGUUGACGGUUUGGAUCGCCUUGCCCAGGAGUAUGAAAGGGUCUCAGGAGUGGCUGUGAAUCCAGAUAUUCUCCUCGGGACUUUACUUCGGGUUUUGCCGGCGCACUUGAGAAACCACAUUCAGCUUCAGAUGAAAAGUGACACCAGCUAUGAGCAGGUCAAGCAGUUCAUUCUGACAUAUGAAGUGACGACCAGCAAUUGGUCGGCGUCCAAAGUGCAGCAAAGCUUAGGAAUAGGCCCCUCGGGUGACCAUAGUGCCAGUGAUCCCGUACCCAUGGAUGUAGAUAGGGUCGCUAAGGGGAAACCUAAAGGCGGCAAGGGCGAUGGUCGUGGAAAGGGUGGAAAAGACAAAGGUGGAAAGGGCGGCAAGCCCAAUGGCGGGAAACCGAAUCCCGGUGGCGGUGGAGGCAAGUCUCAGAAUGCCAACCAGCCGAAAGGCGGCAAAGGAAAGGGAGGCAAAGCACAGAAGGAGACGCGAAAGUGCCAUCACUGCCAUAAGGUUGGACAUCUUGCCAAGGAUUGUUGGCUGCUGCAUGGCAAAGGCAAAGGCAAAGGCGUGCAUCAGGUUGCAGAGGUAAACCCUUCAAGUGCAGCGAGCGAGGCACCCACCAUCACGACAUCAGGUGGAGCGGCCAGCACGAGUGGAACAGUGCGGCGAGUUCAGGUGUUUGACUUGAGUGCGCCCGCUGACUGGUUCAUUGGAGGGCAUGUUCGUGCUGUCACAUGUGCGAUGCAGUCAGCUCGGAAUCCCAAGGCAGUUCAGAGCCCAGCAGGUCCCAGUGGCCAGGUUGCGAUCGGCCAGGCGUGCAGCAGCGACAUUUUGUCACCAGAAUUUCUUGAGAUUGUCCGAAUGCUGGAAGGUUCAUGUUUGAACAGUGCAGAGCCAGUGCGCGUUCUUGAGAGUAGCGAUGCAGUCAGCUCGGAAUCCCGAGGCAGUUCAGUCCCAGCAGGUCCAUUUUAUUUUGGUCAGAGCACAGUGCCACAGGUGUCCCAGGCUGCGCCAGCAGCAGAUCAGAGCACAGUGCCACAGGUGUCCCAAUUUGACAUUUCGGCCGAUGAUGAUUCAGGAUCGUGGGAGCACGGAGUUUCUGUGCAUGAGCUCAGCACUCUCAAGCGCUUGGAGCCCAACAAAGGCUUUGUGUAUGCUGUUCAGACAAUCCAAGAGUUGCCCUCAGCUGACGAUGCCCUGGAUGUGAUUUUGGAUUCAGGUGCAGACAUGAGGCACAUUGAUUGGUCUGGCCCGCAACCUGGAGACCCAGAUGCUGAUGAGCUUGCAGAUUACGAGCCUUCCGAAGCCGACAUGCAGGACACUUCUGCUCCACAGUUGGUGGAGGCGAUGCCAGGUGUGCCUCAGGUCCACAGGGAUGUGGAGGUGUUGCCAGAUGCCGAGGGCGUCACAGGCGAGGCGCCAGUGCCAGGAAGCAGCAGUGACAUUCUUGUGUUUGAAGGCGUUGAGAUUUCCCUGCAGAGCACAUUGAGUGUGAUUCGUACGGCAUGCAAGUCGGCUGGGAUAUCCGUUUCAGGGAGCAAGCAGCGUUGCCUUGAUCGCUUGAGGGGUUACCUUGACAAGCAGCAAUUGGCCCUGAGUGCCGAAGUUGCUCAGACAGUCGGAGAUGACAGUACGCGUGAGCCGAAAGGGCAGUCCGUCACCAAGGCCCCAACAGAAGCCGAGAGGCAGUUGCAUGAGCUGACCCAUUGGCCAUUCCGGCCAUGGUGCGAUCACUGCAUGGCCAUGCGUGGUGUUGAGGACCGGCAUGAAUCACUGCCGGGGAGUGCCGACACUGAGGUCCCGAUCAUUAGCUUCGAUUAUGCCUUCACCAGUGUGUCAGGUGCCGAGGGCCAGGGCAAUGCAGCUAAGUUGACCGUUCUGGUUGCACAUGACACCAGCACCGGCAGUGUGCUAGGGCUUCCUGUUGCAAGCAAGGGGCGCGAGGAUCUGAAGUUCAGUGCAAUCGAGCUUACAAGGUUCGUGCAAGGCUUAGGCCACAACAGCAUUUUCCUUUGCUGUGACAAUGAGCCCUCCACGUUGGCUCUUCAAAGUCUUGUGGUCAAUGUUCGGACCAAGCUCGGGUUCAAAACCAUGAUCCGUGAUGCGCCGGUGCACUCGCAUGCAUCAAAAGGCUAUGUGGAGAAGGCCAUAGACUUGGUGAGAGGUCUUUCCAAUGUCUUGCUUGAUCAGGUGAGAGUCAAGUACAACUUGAGUGCUGAAACCAUCAGUGCAGAUCACCCUUUGAUGGCAUGGAGCUAUGUUCACGCAAGUUACAUCUUGAACAGGUUCGGAGUGAAAGGCGGAGCAACGGCAUUCGAGCGUGCCACUGGUUACCGUUUUGCAUCCAAGCUCGCCUGCUUCGGAGAACCGGGCGUCUGGCUGACACGAUCCAUCAGACGCAAUGCCAAGCCUUGGUCGGAUGAAGUGAACUUGAUUUUGGAAGGAAAGGGUUUCCCUUGGAAUUACCAGUUGGGAGUUCUUGGAGCGAAAAUUUUCCCACAGCCACGGAAUCGUGUUCCAAAGCCGGCCGAGGACGCUGAUGAGGUGUUUGAACAGCAGCAGAGUGCGCAAGUUGAUGUGUCAGGUGCCAGAGGUGAUGAGGCGCAGGCAGUUGCAUCAGGAAUGCCGAGUGUGGCGGGGAUGGCGGGGAUGCCUCCGCUUAGCAGCCAGCCACCGAACCCUGCACCAUCCUCCAGAGCCACAUUGCUUCUUGAUCGUCACGACAGAGGGAGUGCGAGUGUCCCAGGCAGUGUGCCAGCGAGUGUGAGACCUCCUCCUCCUGCGCAUGCUGCGGUGAAUGAGUCACCAAUGGAAGUCAUGGGGACCGACCCACCGACAUCCUCUGAUUCAUCUUCGUCUUCCUCUCCAGAAGCCUUGCCCACUCAGCCUGUGUUUGAUGACAGCACCAUGCUUGCUGAGGUGGUAGAAAGUGUUCGAGCAGGUGCCAGCACAGGUCGACAGGCUGAGGCAGAGCCAGAUGAGUCCCAUGCAGCAAAGUUUCAGCGGAUCGCCCGAGUAGGCCGUGAGGACUUCCCAAUCAAUGAUGAAGUUUUGGAGUCCGCCGCAGAAUGGGAAGAUGCAGCACAGUAUGUGCAGCUUGGAGAAGAUGCCGAUGCAGAGCUUGAUCCAAGCCUUACCGCUGAAGAGGCAAAGCUUCUUGAAGAUGAAGACCUUCUAUGGUUCGAGGAGAUCCCAAGCCUCAGUGACGAGGAGUUGUCAGCCUUGGAUUACGUGGCAGACACUUUUGAGGUGAAGCGACUUCUUGGAAAACAAGUCUUGGAGGAAGUCGGAGACAGCUUUGAUCUCAGUGGUUACAAGGAGCUCUCCACGAAGUUCGUGAGAACGUGGAGGCAAAAGAAACGGCAUGGGCGCAUGAUGUUCUUUCGUAGAUCACGCUUGGUUGCAAGGGAAUACAAGUGGAUGGAGCGUGACCGGGAAGGUUUGUAUGCCCCGGCGACGUCGUCGCUCACCACGAAACUUCUGCCAUGGCUGUUUUGCGAGAUGAACAGGCGUCAGGAAGGUGCAGCCACAGACGAUGAUCCCAUAGGCGUCGUGGCUCUUGACAUAAAAGAUGCUUUUCUUUGUGUCCCACAGGAGCGUCCCAUGCUGGCCAAGAUUCCGGGUUUUCCUAAAAGGAUGCGGUUCCUCAAGAUGCUGCCAGGGCAGAGAGACGGAACGGCCAGGUGGCAUUCGUUCAUCAUGGAAUACAUCCGCGAGAAGCACCAGUUGUCUGUGUGUGCUGAGUGCCCUUCCUUGUACAAGCUGAAGGAUGCGAAAGAUCGCUCCAAUCCGGGUGUGAUCCACGUCGACGACCUCUGCCUUGUUGGGUAUGUGAGGUGGAUCUUGCAGCAACUGGUUCCCAGUCUUGAAAGCACUUUUGAGCUGUCGUAUGAGGUUGCAUGCAAGCCCGGGGAUUCCUUUAAGUUUCUUAAAAGGGAGCACGUUCUUCUUGAAGAUGGUAUCUUGAUCAAGCCAUUGUCUGAUCAUGCAGUGAACAUGUGCAAUCUUCUUGAAGUGCCACUGCACAAGAAAGUGCCGACACCGUGCACAAAGGACAUCUUGGUACCCGACACCAGCAAGUUGCUGGACAGUGCGAAGGCUGCGCGCUUUCGCAGCGCAAUCGGGAUUGCAAUGUAUGUGUCCCAGGAUCGACCCGACGUUGCCUUCACAGUGAGGAUUCUGUCUCAGAAGCUCCGAGAGCCGACAAUGCAAACUUGGAGUUCGGGUCAGAGGUUGGCAUCGUACUUGGCGUGCACCACAGGUUACGCAAGCAAGGUGCAUGCCCGAGGUGACAAGCUUAGCAUUCUUGAGCCUUCCGAUCCUGGUGGAGCGCGUGAUGGAGUGCUACUGGAGGUGUUCUGUGAUGCAGACUGGAGCGGCAACAAGCAGAAUCGCCGCAGCAUGAGCAGCAGCUCGUUCUUUUUGAACAGCUGCUGCGUCUAUACUUCGUGUAAGAGCCAACGCUGCGUAAGCCUCAGUUCCACUGAAAGCGAAUUUUACGCCUUGGUGUCCGCGGCCUGCGACGGCAUCUACUUGAAAAGAGUUCUUGAAUACCUGCUUGAACUACCGGUAGAUCUUUUGAUGAGGACUGAUAAUGCAAGCUGUCGCCAGAUAUCUUUGAAGCAGGGCGUAUCAAAGAUCAGGCAUCUUGAUGGAAGGUUCCUCUGGGUGCAGGAGAAGACCGCGGAUGGUACACUGAAAGUUGGCUCAGUCGACGGGCGAUGGAACCCGUCAGAUCUUGGAACCAAGGUCCCGGCAACUGGGAGUCGCUUGAGAGCAUUGCUUUGCAUGCAUGACUUCGUUGACUGUGCCGGUGAUUGCAUCCAAGAGGUAGGCCGUGGCGACUAUGAUCAGUUGGUCGAGUCGUUGCAACACUGCAAGGACACAGCCCGUGUCCGGCGAUUGAUCAACAAGUCGCUGAAGACCAAUGGUUUGAGCAACAGCAAUCUUGUUUUGAUGAUGGUGAGCUUGAUUGCAGGUGCAGAUGCAAGUGGCACGAGGCGUGAUGUGAGUGUUCAGACAGAGCCAGAGGCAAGAUGGUUCAGCGUUUGGGUGACCGGUUUGGUCAUCCUCGUGUCUCUGUUGAGUGUCAUGCUGAGCCUUGAGCGGCUGCGGGCCGAUCGCCGCAGGGACGAUGCAAGCGCGUAUAGGACCACCAGUGCCGAGCCGAGCACGUCUGUGCCAGAGUAUGGGCGUUGGAGUGUGAUCACCGCAACCCUUUGCGGUGUGCCUUCGCUUGUGUGCUUGAUGCAGCUACGCAAGUUGAGAUUCUUGCUUGUGACAGAAAGGCAUGAGACCGAUCGCUUGCAAGGAGUCAUCAAUGAAAUGGACUAUGACCGCAUGAUGUGGGCAGAGCACCAUGCACGUGAGGGUGCAUCAGCGUCAUCAUCAGGUGUACCGUUGCAAGUUGCAUCCCACAGUGGACGUGUGGGCGAUGUGCCAGUGCAUACGCCAGAGUUGCAUGUUUAUUGCACUGCAAGGCGAGGCAAAGCUUACCAUGCGAAGCGCGGAUGCACAUGCUUGAACAACGCUGAUGAGAUCCUGCGACUUGGCUUAGCAGAGGCCAAGGAACGUGGCUACCAGCCAUGUGGGCGAUGCUUCGGAGGCAAUCGCAAACAGAAAUGA